UUCCUCUACUUAAAUAAAUCCCCUUCUUUUUGCUCCUCCUUCCCCCCACACCCUCCCUCUCUCUCUCUCUCUCUCUCUCUCUCUCUCUCUCUCUGCCUAUGCCGCCAUUGGGACCGGUGGCUCCGCCUCUAUCUUCCUCCGUCGCCACCGCCGGAAUCUGACACUCAACACUCCUCUCCGCCACAAUGUCUCUCUCUAACACCACCACCACCACCACCACUUCUUCUGCAACUAGCGAUCUCCGGCAACGAGUCAUUCUCUGUCUCAACAAGCUCUCCGACCGCGACACUCUCUCCGUCGCCACCACCGAGCUCGAAUCCAUAGCUCGCAACCUCUCUCACGACUCCUUCUCUCCUUUCCUCAACUGCCUCUCCUCCACCGACUCCUCCGAGAAGUCUCCCGUCCGGAAACAAUGCGUUCGUCUCCUUGGCCUCCUUUCCGCCGCACACGGCGACGCUCUCUCUCCUCACCUCUCCAAAAUGCUCUCCGCCCUCCUCCGCCGUCUACGUGAGUCCAACUCUGCCGUCCGCUCCGCCUGCAUCGACGCCGUCUCUUCCAUGGCCUCGCAAAUCACCAAACCUCCUUUCUCUUCCUUUUUGAAGCCGCUCGUGGACUCGAUUUUGCACGAACAGGACUACAAUUUGCAGAUCGGUUCGUCGCUGUGUCUCGCGGCGGCGAUCGAGGCGUCGCCGGAUCCGGAACCGGAGCAAUUGACGAAGCUCUUGCCGAAGUUGCUGAAAUUGGUGAAGAGCGAUUGCUUCAAGGCUAAGCCGGCAUUGUUGUCGGUUAUUGGAAGCAUUGCGAGUGUCGGAGGUGCGUCGAAUCGUAAUGUGUUGAGCAGUUUGGUUCCUAGCUUAGUUGAGUUCUUGAGCAGUGAAGAUUGGGCGGCGAGGAAGGCUGCAGCGGAGGCGUUGGCUAGCUUGGCGGUUGCAGAGAGGAGUCUGGUGACGGAGUUCAGGUCUUCGUGUUUGGCUUCUUUGGAGAGUCGAAGAUUCGACAAGGUCAAGAUUGUUCGGGACACAAUGAAUCGUACCUUGGAGAUGUGGAAGGAGUUUCCAUCUGAAUCUAAAUCAUCUUCUAAAGGUGAUGGCGGUGUUGGAUGCUCCCCUCCUGUCUCCAGAAGUUCCUGUGACGACAGUUUUGAAACUCCUAAACCAAAGAAAACAGCUCCCACAAGCAGGUUGUCUCCAUCUGAUAAUCCAUUUGCUACUAUUGUGACAAAAAGAAGUCCUUCAAAGAGCAGAGACAUCAAGCCAAGCACAACCAUGUUCGGUAAGCUGGACUGUAAGAACUCUGGCUGGAACAUUGAAAUUGUGGUGCCCCAGCCUUCAUCUAUGAAAGUGGGUUGUGAAGAUUUAAAAGUGAACGAGAGCAGCAGGGAUUGGAAUUUGAAAUCUGAAACGAAACGUGACCUCUUUGGUAUAACCUGCGAUGAAAAAUUGCAUAAAUUUGGUGGUUUGAGGUCUGGAUCUCGUGUGGUCCCAUUUUACGAGAAUGAUAAGCCAAAUGUGGUACAGAGGAAUUCUACUGAAGAUGUUGAUGGGAACCAGAAAGAUGUUGAGGAUCUGAAUUUGAUUCACAAACAGCUUGUUCAGAUUGAAAACCAACAAUCUAGUCUGUUAGAGCUCCUCCAGAGGUUCAUUGGCAGCUCUCAAAGUGGGAUGAAUUACCUGGAAACACGUGUAAAUGGCCUAGAGAAGGCACUGGAUGAAAUAUCAUAUGAUUUAGCAGUAUCAACUGGCAGGAUUUCAAACACCGACUCUGCAGGAAGUGCAUGUUGCAUACUUCCCGGUGCAGAAUUUUUGAGGCCAAAGUUUUGGAGGAGAACAGAAGGACAGUAUUCUUCUUCACGGUUCUCUUUCUCUGGAAGAAACCAUUCACUGACAGCCAUGAAUACUAUGCCUAAUCAAGAUGCAAAUGCCGAAAUGCCUAAGCUGGAUACCCCAAAAGAUCAGCACCAAAGUGGGGUUAGAUUUGCUGCGAGUCCAUUGGCAGAUACCCACAGGAAUUUGAGGGGAAACUUGCAGUCAUGCUCGAGUAAAAAUUUGAAGAAGACAAAUAAAGAUGCUGAGAAGGUAGUAAAAGUCUGUAGUGUUGGUGGCCUUGAUGGGAAUUCGCUUGCGAAGUGUGUGGCAGCAGGAAAUAUAAGCAGCAGAUCAUCUGCUUAGAUUGGAAGUUGAGUUUCAGUGGCCUAUUCUAUUAAGAGAGAAAAUCAUUUGUGUUUCCAUAACCGAAAGAAAUGAGAAUGAAGCUGAUCCAUGUGUGAGACAGUAAUAGGCAAAUUAGUAAAAGAACCCAGAAGAACAUAUCUGUUUGGUUUAUGAGAAAUUCUUCAUUUUGAGGGGUCUGAUUAGAAGAGUAUCAGACUAAUAGUUGCACUCUGCUUUGGAAAUCAUUUCUAUUUUGAUUUUAGGUUGGUUUAAUUUUGCACCCCAUUGCAGGAAGAUCAGUGCUAUUUGUACAGGGAAGAAGUAUUUAUACAUGUAUCUUUUGGCAUUUUGCAAGAUUGUUGUGUAUAGUGUUGAGUUUUAACCACAAUGUGGUUGGCUUAGAUACGACUGGGCUCUGGAGGUUUGCUUCCUCGCAGGUCUUCGGCUCGAAUCUCUUAAUCAGCAAAUGCAUAUCUUGGAGUCACGGAUCGCAUGGCGUAAAUCCUGUUUCAGAAGGCUUGUUCGGGUUGUAGAAAUUUAAUUUGGUACGCGUAAGCUAGCUUAGAAUAUUCUAUAUAAUAAAUUAAAAAAAAUUUGUUUCGA
Messenger RNA from Camellia sinensis, 2753 nucleotides. Its product is annotated as TORTIFOLIA1-like protein 4. Gene Ontology annotation, cellular component: microtubule. The record is from RefSeq and is a predicted model, not a curated record. NCBI's taxonomy places the organism in Eukaryota, Viridiplantae, Streptophyta, Magnoliopsida, Ericales, Theaceae. Gene Ontology annotation, molecular function: microtubule binding.